This is a messenger RNA of Colletotrichum spaethianum, 1932 nucleotides long. Its product is annotated as efflux pump aflT. NCBI's taxonomy places the organism in Eukaryota, Fungi, Ascomycota, Sordariomycetes, Glomerellales, Glomerellaceae. Gene Ontology annotation, molecular function: transmembrane transporter activity. The transcript is spliced from 4 exons. Bases 1 to 1932 code for a protein of 643 amino acids. The record is from RefSeq and is a predicted model, not a curated record. Gene Ontology annotation, biological process: transmembrane transport.
AUGGCUGAUCCAGCUGUAAAGCCCAUCGCGGGCGAUGGCGCCAUCGAAAAUCGCGAGGUCCAGACAUCCAACAGCUCGACGCGGACAUUAACCCCACGAGAGAGCGACGAACGUCAGGAAAAGAAGUCGGAAGAGAAGCCUGCUGAAGCCGAAAUCGCGAGCAGGAAGCCAAAGGAAAAGCGAACGAUCCAGUCAAUGGCAAUAUCACCAAACGAUAGCCAACUAGAUGUUUCGAAGCAGCCAGAGGUGGACGAGAAGGGCGAUCUCGAGGGAGCGCCGCCGAUAGGGCCACCCGUUGAAGUGGACGAAGCCGAAGAAAACUUCAAGCCGAAGACCAUUACUUUCUGGCUAGUCAUCAUGUCCAAUUUCGUGGCCAUGUUCCUGGUCGCCUUAGACCGCACAAUUAUUGCAACAGCAAUCCCUCGUAUUACCGACGAGUUCCAGAGCCUGGGCGACAUUGGUUGGUACGGCUCAGCGUACAUGCUGACAACAGCGGCUUCGCAGCUGGUCUUUGGUAGAAUCUACAAAUUCUAUGAUCUAAGAGCGUCAUUCCUGAGCAGCAUCCUGAUCUUCGAGAUUGGCUCCCUCAUUUGCGGUGUUGCGCCAAGCUCACCAGUGCUCAUUGCGGGCAGAGCUAUUGCUGGUGUUGGCUCGGCUGGUAUCUUCACAGGAGCUAUGAUGGUCAUGAUUCCCAUGAUUCCGUUGCACAAGAGACCGAUGUUUCAAGGUAGGACCAAUGUCGUAUUGUAUCGACACAUGCUGACAGAGACAGGCAUAUUUGGCAUGGUGUUCGGCCUGGCCUCUGUAAUAGGCCCCUUGGUUGGUGGUGGUUUCACGGGUACUGUUACCUGGAGAUGGUGCUUUUAUAUUAAUCUUCCAGUGGGAGGCUUGGCUUUCAUUUUCCUGUUCUUCAUGCUCAAGGCACCUAAGCGACAGCCCCAGGAGCCGGCAACACUGUACCAGCAUUUCAAGCGGCUCGAUCCCUUGGGAACGUUGUUUUUCCUCCCAUCCAUCGUAUCCCUCCUUUUGGCCUUGGAGUGGGGUGGUUCGGAAUAUGAGUGGAACGAUGGCCGCAUCAUUGCGCUUUUCGUUAUAUUCGGAGUCGGCUUCAUUGCAUUUGCUGCAGUCCAGGUGCUCAUGCCCAAAACAGCCACAGUUCCCCUUAGAAUCAUCAAGCAGAGGACGAUGCUGGCCGGUGCAUUCUUCAUGCUCUUCUUGGCUGGCUCUAUGAUGCUGGCAGUGUACUACCUGCCCAUUUGGUUCCAGGCCGUUCAGGGGGCCGACCCUGUCAACUCAGGAAUUUACACCAUACCACUGGUGCUCAGCAUUGUUGUCUCUUCUAUCAUAUCGGGUGGCAUGACACAGAGGAUCGGGUACUACGUGCCGUCUAUGAUCCUCUGCCCGUGCAUCAUGUCCGUCGGUCUGGGCCUGAUGAGCACGUUCCAACCAGGCAUCAGCUCGGGUCAUUGGAUCGGUUACCAGUUCCUGACCGGGUUCGGUCUGGGAUUCGGUAUGCAGACCGUCGGGCUUGCAGUGCAAGCGGUGCUCCCCAAAGAAGAUGUAUCAACGGGCGUCUCCAUCAGUUUCUUUGCCCAGCAGCUGGGAGCGGCCAUAUUCGUCUCAGUUGGACAGUCCAUUCUCAGCAACCUGCUGGUAUCUGAGCUGUCAGGCAUACCUGGCUUGCCAGCUCAAGCUAUUGUCAACACCGGUGCCACCAACUUGCACAAAGCUGUCCCGGCAGAAUUCCUCGACGUCGUCGUCCGGGCAUAUAACUAUGCCUGCACCCGGAUCUUCCUUGCCGGUAUGGGGCUGUCCCUCGCGACGCUCAUCUGUGCGCUUUGCAUGGAGUGGAGGAACAUCAAGAAGAACAAGAAGCAGCAGCGGGCUAAGCAGCGUGCCAGUCAGCUAAGACCGGGAGACAUGGGAGCGUAA